CCCUCCUAGCCUCCCUUUGCAGGCAGGGCACAAAAGCCCCUUUCUCAGGUGUGACCACCUCCUGAACCAGAUGCCUUUUUCUCUGGAAGUGCUCAUUGAACACUGGUGGUGAUCAAAGCCUGGCUCAUUCCCAAAUGUCACUUGCAAAAAAUCACAAGGGCUUCUCCAUCUUGCAUCUGGAUCCAGAGUGACCCCACCUGUAACAUAGCCAGCUCUGGGAGCUCUGCUGUGAUUUAGAGCAGGGGCAGUCCUGUCAGCAUGGCAGCUGUGUCAGGGGGUCUCUCUCUCUCCUGUAGCUUCAGUGAAGUGAAAGAUGAUGUGCAGCGUUACCUGUCCCAGGUGGAGCACAGCAAGCUUCUAGAGAAAAAUGAUAAAAAAGAGCUCUACUUGCUGUUUGUCAACUGCUUGGAGGAUUCCAUGUGUGAGAAGUUAGAGGACAGCGUGGGAUGUGGGCAUGGAAACAGUCUGCCUGAGGACAGAGGCUUUCCAGAGAACUACCUGCCAGCCAGCAGCAGCGGGGCUCCCCAGGAAGCCUCUGUGGAAUACCUGCAGGCUGUGGCCGAGGUGCGCCUGUGCCUGAGCAGGGCUGCAGAGCUCAUCUUUGACCUGCAGCAGCACAAGGAGCCAGAGCAGAUGAAGGAGAAGCACCGUUACCUAAAGAACGUGGAGAAGUUCUGCAGCCUUGCCAGGAAUGACUGGCACUGUGUGUACCUGGUCAGGAGGAUUGCCAGCCAGCACGGGAUGGAAUUUGCUCAGAAGUUGGUCACAGAGCCACAGUUCAGCUGGGUGUUCCCAGCAGAAAUUCUGCAGCAGGUAGACAAGAGGCAUCUCCUGGUGAUGGUUCUGGUUCUUUGCCUUCACUUUGUGCUGCUUCGGGGUUUUCCUACUGUUGUGUGUCCCUUGGCAUUGGGCCAGAGUGGCAGUGGUUGGGAGGUGGCUUGUCCUGGCUGUCGGGUGAAUGGAGUCUCUCCUGGCAGCACCAUGUCUGCUGCUGAUGCUCUGGGGAGCCUGAAAUGCCCCAGUGCUUGGGAGGAAGAGGAGAUUAUGCCACCUCCAGCUGG
Messenger RNA from Passer montanus (Eurasian tree sparrow), 1061 nucleotides. Its product is annotated as E3 ubiquitin-protein ligase RNF213-like. Gene Ontology annotation, biological process: negative regulation of non-canonical Wnt signaling pathway; ubiquitin-dependent protein catabolic process; sprouting angiogenesis. Gene Ontology annotation, molecular function: ubiquitin-protein transferase activity; ATP hydrolysis activity. NCBI's taxonomy places the organism in Eukaryota, Metazoa, Chordata, Aves, Passeriformes, Passeridae. The record is from RefSeq and is a predicted model, not a curated record. The annotation marks the transcript as partial. The transcript has 3 exons. Gene Ontology annotation, cellular component: cytosol; membrane; nucleolus.